GGCGGUGCCGUUACGCAGUUCCGCACAUGUGACUGGCUGUCAUGGCUGCUCCUAGCUGUAAACUGUGACUCCUCCCGGCUCUGUUCAGAAAGCUUUCUGUCCCUGCGGGGUUCUGUAAAUAUGAGGCAUUUCCUCGGACUGGGCCGUUCGCUCGGCCGCCUCCAGGUCCGUUCAUGUCACCAGAGCAUUUACAGCAGAAACUCCAACCCACGGAGAGUGGGAGUGGACCUUGGAGACAAGAAACUGGAAAUCUCUUCAGGGACGUUGGCCAGAUUUGCUGAUGGGUCUGCGGUGGUGCAGCUGGGAGACACCUCUGUGAUGGUGACCGCUGUGAGCAAAACCAAACCGUCGCCGUCUCAGUUCAUGCCGCUUGUUGUGGACUACAGACAGAAAGCAGCUGCUGCAGGUCGAAUCCCCACCAACUAUCUGAGGCGAGAGCUGGGGACCACAGACAAUGAGAUCCUCACCAGCAGGCUCAUCGAUCGCUCCAUCAGGCCGCUUUUCCCUCCUGGGUACUUUUAUGACACUCAGGUCCUUUGUAACCUGCUCGCGGUCGAUGGCGUCAAUGAUCCAGAUGUGCUGGCAAUUAAUGCAGCCUCUGCUGCUCUGGCUCUGUCUGACAUCCCUUGGCACGGACCCAUAGGUGCUGUGAGAGUGGGCCUGGUCGACGGAGAGUUACUGGUCAACCCGACAAGGGCAGAGAUGGCUUCCAGCAGCCUGAACCUCAUCCUGGCCGGAGCUCCCUGCAGCCAAGUGGUGAUGAUCGAGGCGUCCGCUGAGAACGUGCUGCAGCAGGACUUCUGCCACGCGGUGAAGGUGGCCGUCAAACACACCCAGCAGAUCAUACAGGCCAUCCAGCAGCUGGCGCGGGAGCAGAAGAUCACCAAGCGAACGCCGACCAAGAUGUUCUCGGUCCCCACGGAGAUGGUGGAUCACGUGCGGAGAUUAUCUUCUGAGAGGAUUUAUGCUGUUUUUACAGAUUACACUCAUGAUAAGAUUUCAAGAGAUGACGCCAUCAACAAAGUUCGACUAGAAACUGAGGAGGACCUAAAAGAGAAAUUCCCGCAGGCGGAGCCGUUUGAAGUGAUCGAAGCGUUCAACGCCGUGAGCAAAGAGAUCUUCAGGAGUUUAGUGCUGAACGAGUACAGGAGGUGUGAUGGGAGGGAACUGACGGCCUUAAGGAAGAUUUCCUGCGACAUCGACCUCUUUAAGCCGCUCCACGGCUCAGCUCUCUUUCAGAGAGGACAAACGCAGGUGCUGUGCAGUGUUACGUUUGACUCCCUGGAGUCCAGCAUCAAGACGGACAUCAUCACUACAGCCCUGAGUGGAAUCAAAGACAAAAACUUCAUGCUUCACUAUGAAUUCCCACCUUAUGCGACGAAUGAGACCGGAAAGAUGGGAGGGCUCAACAGGCGAGAGCUCGGACACGGAGCUCUGGCGGAGAAGGCCCUGCGGCCCGUCGUUCCUAAAGACUUCCCUUUCACCAUCAGGGUCACAGCUGAAGUCCUAGAGUCAAACGGGUCGUCCUCCAUGGCUUCAGCGUGUGGAGGCAGCCUCGCUCUUAUGGAUGCAGGCGUUCCCAUCUCCUCUGCAGUGGCGGGGGUCGCCAUCGGUCUCGUCUCCACGGCUAACCCCGAGAAACCAGCCGAGAUCGAGGACUACAGAUUACUGACCGACAUUCUGGGAAUAGAGGACUAUCUGGGAGACAUGGACUUCAAACUGGCAGGAACAAACAAGGGCAUCACUGCUUUACAGGCUGAUGUGAAGAUUCCAGGUUUACCUCUAAAGGUGGUCAUGGAGGCCAUCCAGCAGGCCACAGUGGCAAAGAGGGAAAUCCUGGGCAUUAUGAACAAAUGCAUAGCAAAACCCAGACAGAACAGAAAAGAGAACGGGCCUGUUGUUGAAAACGUGCGGGUACCUGUGUCCAGAAGAGCUCGCUUCGUUGGUCCAGGAGGAUAUAACCUUCGUAGGCUCCAAGCUCAGACAGGUGUCACAAUAAGUCAGGUGGACGAGGAGACGUUUUCGGUGUUCGCCCCAACACCAGGAGCGAUGAACGAAGCCCAGGAGUUCAUCAGAGAGAUCUGCAAAGAUGACCAAGAGCAGCAGCUGGAGUUUGGAGCUAUCUACACCGCCACAAUCACAGAGAUAAGGGACAUUGGUGUUAUGGUGAAACUUUAUCCCAACAUGUCUCCAGUCCUGCUGCACAAUUCCCAGUUGGACCACAAACGGAUUAAGCAUCCAAGUGCUUUGGGCUUAGAGGUGGGACAGGAGAUACAGGUGAAGUACUUUGGUCGGGAUCCAACGGAUGGAAGGAUGAGACUCUCUCGGAAGGUGCUGCAUUCUCCUGCUGCGACGGUAGUGAAGACGCUGAGUGAGAAGCAGAGCAUCUCCAUGGGGUCCGACAGCAUCCACAGAGACGCCAGUGACUCUUGACCUGGUGCCACGGCAGGCUGUUUAUGACAAAAAGCAAUUCAUGCUGGGACGGUUUUUAUAGAAAAGUGACUCGGAGAGAAGAGCAUCAGAUGUUUCUGUGAUCUGGAAAAAAGGAGCCGGGUCUUCUGAGUGUGAAGAUGGUGGAGGUUGUGUUUGAUGAAACAAGCAGCCUGGUGACAAUCGGCCUCAGAAUGAGAACGAACCGGGAGAGAGUUUCAGCUGUUUUCUAAAGGCUGGUGUCUUUCAAGUGAUCCUUCUAUGUGCUCUCUCACUGCAAGAAACUGUUCAGAGAUCUGUUCUCCUCAUUGCAGACCAACACCGCUUCCAUUACUCACACCACUUACUGUAACGGCUCUGCGUUUUCGGGAGCUUCAUAUUUAAUAUCCGCGUUUCUUAUUGGCUGUCUGGAUCAAAAUACGGACGCAACCAUGUGGCAGACGUAGCCGAGACAUUCGUCCUGUGUUGUGUUCAGAGUUUGUGAGUGAUCUGUAAAUAAAACAAUUACAGGUUCUUUUAUAGCAUGAUA
Messenger RNA from Fundulus heteroclitus (mummichog), 2959 nucleotides. RefSeq names its product polyribonucleotide nucleotidyltransferase 1, mitochondrial. The transcript has 28 exons. Gene Ontology annotation, cellular component: mitochondrion; cytosol. Gene Ontology annotation, molecular function: RNA binding; polyribonucleotide nucleotidyltransferase activity; 3'-5'-RNA exonuclease activity. Lineage: Eukaryota; Metazoa; Chordata; Actinopteri; Cyprinodontiformes; Fundulidae. Gene Ontology annotation, biological process: mitochondrial mRNA catabolic process; mitochondrial RNA 3'-end processing. The record is from RefSeq and is a predicted model, not a curated record. The coding region runs from base 121 to 2433 and encodes 770 amino acids.